This is a messenger RNA of Symbiodinium pilosum, 431 nucleotides long. NCBI's taxonomy places the organism in Eukaryota, Dinophyceae, Suessiales, Symbiodiniaceae. The record is from the annotation of a GenBank genome assembly.
AAGGGUGAGAAGCCCAAAGUCAAGGGCAAGGAGGUCGACCAGGCCAUGGUUGAUAGCUUGAUUCACGAGCACAAGUGUGGCAUCUCUAGGUUUUACGCUGAGAUGAGCCAAUAUCGACGUGCCGAGAUGCUCUGCAAAGGCAUCUUACUCACCUCGGCAGGCCAUGAGGAGUCUGUGCUGGUUCCUUCGAACGGCCCCACGAUGUUGCUGGAGGGAACAGAGGUGCGCUUCCACACCAAGUACUACGGCCGAAACCUGACAAUAAUGCAGGCUCUCUCAGACAAGUUCUUCGAGACACCGAUGUUCGGCACCGGUUCCAAGAAGCCCAUGAUCCUCCAGAGGCGACGUUCGACGACCUGCACGGAUGAUGAUCAUUGCGGCCACGGGUGGGAGCUGGCCCUCUUGGACGGCGAGGGCUCCAAGACCUACAG